GUGUCCACAACUCACCAGGCUCACCAUGGCAUCCUGUUUGCUUCUAGCAGAUGUCACCAUUCAAAUUCCUCGUCCGCGAUCCUGAAUAUACUUAGAAAUACUGAAUACGGGCAAGAUGGCUCCUGACAGAGGCGAAAGCUCUUCGAGUCCUCAAUAUCAGUCCAUCUCAGCUUCGGAACAUCACUCCACCGAACAUGCAGCUAUCCCCUCAUCGCAAGCUCGCAGACGUAGCGACGCGCGCCGUUUCAUUGCGUAUCACGCCAGUGAAGGGCAAAAUUUCACACUGCGCGGAAUUUCUGUCGGGUUGGGCGUCGGUCUCGUUAUAUGCUUCUCGAAUAUGUAUUUUGGCCUGCAGACAGGAUGGGUUUCUAGCAUGAGCAUGCCUUCCUCCCUGAUCGGUUUCGCCUUCUUCAAGACCAUCUCAAAACAUCUCGAUUUGCCAUUUACGCCUGUGGAGAAUGUGCUGGUACAAUCGGUUGCUGGGAGUAUGGGGACGAUGCCAUUGGGAUGUGGAUUUGUGGGGGUAAUGCCGGCGCUGAAUUACAUGUUGAAAACGGAAGAGUCAGGGCCAAUAUUUCUCAGCACGUGGAAGCUCAUAUUAUGGUCUCUGGGAUUGUGUUUCUUUGGGGUCGUCUUUGCGGUGCCUUUGAGGCGGCAGGUUAUAAUUCGCGAAAAGCUUAAAUUUCCAUCUGGGACAGCAACAGCUUUAAUGAUUGGGGUAUUGCAUGGAAAGGAGUCUACGGUUGAGGGACCGCCGGAGACGGUUUCUGCAAUGGAUCAGGAGUGCGAGGAGAAUAAUAGAGACGGUGAGGAUGAUCGGAGCGAGAUCAACGAUAUUGAGGAAUCAGACAAGGGUCAGCAGAGCACUUGGAAAGCGAAAGUGCGACUCUUGGUCAUUUCUUUUGCUAUUUCUGGAACAUAUACGCUGGCAACUUAUUUCUUCCCUAUCCUUCGACGUUUGCCUAUUCUAGGGAACUACAUGAAGUAUACAUGGCUCUGGAGCUUGAAUCCCUCUUUGGCCUAUGUUGGACAGGGCAUCAUCAUGGGACCUGCUACCACAACACACAUGCUCAUAGGGGCAUUCGUUGGAUGGGGGAUUCUCUCCCCUCUAGCCAAGAACAAAGGCUGGGCUCCUGGUCCCGUCAGUGACUGGGAGCAUGGAAGUAAAGGCUGGAUUGUUUGGAUAUCCCUAGCAAUUAUGCUGGCUGAUUCAGUAAUUAGUCUUGGUUUCAUUGCUCUCCGACCACUUGCAAACCAUGGUGGAAAGUAUUUUAUAGAGGCAUGUCGCCAUAUUAAAAAAGGCGACUGGAAAGGACUGUUUCUAGUCCUAUCCGGCAAUUCUGAACGAGGAUACGCUCCACUCAUCGAAGGUGAAGAAGUCCACCCACCUCCUGAGGAAACCCAGUUCGGACCGUCUCUUUCUAAACAAGAGACGAAAGAUCUCCCGGAGCCUGAUGCCUCACCUGAACACUUAGUGAACGACAGCACAGUGUGGGUUGGUCUCGUACUCUCUAUAAUAUUCUGCGUGGCAACCAUCCGAAUUGUUUUUGGGGAACUUGUCCCCAUCUUUGCGACAAUUAUUGCAGUCUUCAUGGCACUUCUUCUGUCCAUCAUGGGUGUAAGAGCCUUAGGUGAGACAGAUUUGAAUCCUGUAUCAGGAAUCAGCAAACUAGCGCAGCUUUUUUUUGCUCUUACAAUUCCGCAAUCAAACAAAAAUUCCGUUUUAAUCAAUUUGAUUGCUGGAGCAGUAUCAGAAGCCGGAGCAUUGCAAGCUGGAGACUUAAUGCAAGACUUGAAAACCGGUCAUUUGUUAGGCGCUGCACCUAAUGCCCAAUUCUGGGGACAAAUUAUAGGUAGUGCAGUCGGUGCAGUUGUCAGUGCUUUCAUUUACCGUCUCUACACAGGCGUAUAUAAGGUUCCAGGAGAAUUGUUCCAAGUUCCUACCGGGUAUGUUUGGAUUUUCACUGCAAGAUUGGUGACUGGGAAAGGACUACCAGAGAUGGCUGCGCAAUGGGCAUUUGGCGCAGCCAUAAUUUUCACUAUUACAACCAUUGUGAAAAUGCGAAAUGUAGGAAAACGAUGGCACCCUUGGAUUCCUGGCGGUAUCGCGGUUGCAGUUGGUAUGUCUUCUCCCGUUUUCCUCCUUGUCUAUCAUCUACUAAACCUCAAGGAAUGUACAAUGUGCCAUCAUUCACACUCGCUCGCGCAGUCGGGGGGUUCGUAAACUGGUACUGGAAAUCGUACAAUAAGCGCGAGGAAACUCCAAUUGUGAUUUUGGCGAGUGGAUUGAUCUUGGGGGAAGGUGUGGUCAGCAUUUUGAAUUUAUUGCUCGCAAGCGCCCAGGUUCCGCAUUUAUAGUGCUAUUUAUCAAUGGUUAUUUGUUGAGAGAAUAUUCCAAUGUCUCUGCUUUUCCGAAACUCUGGUCGUGAUCUGGAAAUUGCAUCAUAUGGGAUCAUUGAUAGAUUUAGUAGUUCUGAGUGACGGGUCCUAGAACUCAAUAUAUGGCCGAAGUGUUUCACACUACUCAAAAGACACUUGAGCAGCGUAGUCCUCUCAAGUCUGGGUGGAGUUGUGUUGGUCACCAAUCUAGUCAGUCAACUAGACCUUAGAAGAUGCCAGCGUUUGGGGUCAUUAAUCGGUUUU
Molecule: messenger RNA, 2643 nt
Organism: Hymenoscyphus albidus
Lineage: Eukaryota; Fungi; Ascomycota; Leotiomycetes; Helotiales; Helotiaceae
Source: the annotation of a GenBank genome assembly